GUUUUUAUUAUGCUGAAAUCUUGGUUUUAAUUGUGCAUUAUGUAAUGAUUUUUGUGAGGUUGGAUAGUUUUGCCGGAAGCUUUAGUUUGAACGGUACGACAUUUGGAAGAAUGGUUCCCUGAUGAAGUGGAAGUUCGUCACAUGGAGCAUAUUAACGGUUUUUGAGAACGAACGGUGCAGUUUGUCAGCUGUGAGCAGUGAAGGGACGCAGCAGCAAUACGACAAAUCGAACAAUUUAUCGCCAAUAAUCUGUUGAUUAUGCGGAAAGUCCCAGGCCAAGUAUCUUUUCUCUGCAUUUUAUGGCCGUUGCCAAGUACGACUUUUUCGUGCCGUAUCAUAUGUUUCGCGCUGGAAAGCAAAGUCCAAGAACAAAGCCAAAGAAUUUCCGAGGAUACUGAUUUGUACAUGUACAGAACAAACGGCAGUGGUCGCAACAACAAAGAUUCAGUAGCAUAGGGGGACUGGUUCGUUUAUGUAUGUUUGGCGUGUACAGCAGCAGCAGCAUCACUCCCCAAAUAGGCCAAGGGAGGCCAAGUAUUGGCCACUGUGUGUACCAGAAUCCGGGACCUGGUAUAGGAUGAUGAUGAUGAUGUGUUGCCAAGCGUUCAAAUCGUUUUGACUAUGGCCCGAGAUGCAGAGAGUGAAGUAGUGGUUGGGAUGCGGUGGACUAUGGUUUAGUUACAAAACAUGAUGCUGUGCCUGCUGCUGUUGUGGCUGCUAGUGUACAUUAGCAUUUAGAGGAGUGAAUUUCAACGAGCUGUUUUACGUUUAAUGGAGACGCAUGGUGGUUUUUGGUUUGAUUGCGUGGUGAAACGCUAAAAGGGAACUCGCGUGUACCUGGAUGCUACAAAUUAAACAAGUACCGCAGCAGCAUCCGACGUGUUUCUGAAGAGCGGGAAGAUUUUAAUUGGCGCAAAAGUUCAAACGGUUACGGCGAAGAUGAACCGGUGUUGCUGACACCGGGUUGGUUGAUUUGGUCGCGAAAGCCGCGUGGUAUGACAUAAAUUCGGCCGUUGCGCGAUAGUGAACAGAUCGACAGCAGGUGAUGUCGGCCGCGGACAGGCGCAGUAAUUUAAUUAAAUCCCAGUGCGAUACUAUCGUGUCGGGCUCGGCGAUUGAUUUGCUCGCGAUCACGAGUGACGACGACGAUGGACGCCAGGAGCACGAGGAAGAUCAGGGUAGUGGCGUGAUCAAAAAUAGCUACCACACGUUGUCGGUCAGUGGGACGCGGAACGAGGACCAUCACAGCAAGACCAUCAACGCACGCCGCCGGUGGAAGCUGCUUGCCAAGGCGCUACGCCACGACUCAAGUGAGGAUGAUCAAUUUUCAAAGUUCAACCUGAUCGAGUUUGAUCGGGCGGGCGAUGAGAAAGACGAAAAUAUCUUCGUAUACCGUUUGGCCGACCGGUACCGGCUGAAGAUUCGAUUGAUCGGUGAACGACCUUGGACGGCUAGCGAGCUGAUGGGAUUCAACAAUACCGGCAAUAUAUGUGUGUGGCCCUCGGAAGAAGCCCUGGCCUAUUUCAUACUGUCCAGGCUGAACAUAUUCGAAAACACCAACGUACUCGAACUGGGCGGUGGAAUGACCUGCCUGGCCGGUCUCAUUCUUGCGAAGUACGGACUUCCUUCGUUUGUCCACGUUACCGACGGAAACGAACUCUCGGUGGAAAACGUUCGAAAAUCACUCAACCUGAACAAGUUUAACUGCACCAUCAAAACGUCCGUACUGAAGUGGGAAUCCGUAGGAAGUGAUCACGAUGUGAACCACCCGGAACGAGCCCGUUACCAGUUCAUUCUGUCAGCGGACUGUCUCUUCUUCGACGAAUCCCGGUCGCACCUAAUCGAUGCCAUCUGGCUGUUUCUGGCCGACGAUGGGAUUGCGCUCGUUACGGCACCCCGUCGGGGUCACACUCUCACCCACUUCCUGAACGAGUGCGUAGCCAAGGGCUUCUACUACGAGCUGCUGCACUGCUACAACGAGGCGAUCUGGAACAAACAUCUGGAGCUGAUCAAGACCGAGGGCUACGACGAGAACAUCCACUACCCGCUGCUAAUAAAAAUGUACAAAAAAGAUUACGACCUGGACCACGCCUGAUGGCAGCCCGGCACCAGCAGCAGCAAAUUCCACACCCUACUUAACAAAAAUGAAACGAGUUUUGCGAUCUCAUGGCACCAAUCAAAACUCCGUCGACGGUAGUUCAAGUGUAGUGUAAUAGAAAAAAAGGGAUUGAAGCAAACUAAACGCUUACGUAUUUUGUGCAAAUAAGUGCAAAUCUAGUCAUUAGUAAACUCUAGUCAAUUGUUCACAAAAAUGCGAUACGCAGGGUUGCGAUUAUUGGAAUAUUGUUGUUGUAGUAAGACUUAGGUAGUUGGUUUAACUUAAUAAUGUAGGAGUGAACAUUUGAGGGCAGGAUAGAACAAAACUCAUUUGACUGAAUGGUUGUUGAGAUGAAGAAAAAUGGAAGUUAUUUUGUAA
This is a messenger RNA of Culex quinquefasciatus (southern house mosquito), 2476 nucleotides long. Its product is annotated as calmodulin-lysine N-methyltransferase. The record is from RefSeq and is a predicted model, not a curated record. Gene Ontology annotation, molecular function: calmodulin-lysine N-methyltransferase activity. The transcript is spliced from 2 exons. Bases 1046 to 2095 code for a protein of 349 amino acids. NCBI's taxonomy places the organism in Eukaryota, Metazoa, Arthropoda, Insecta, Diptera, Culicidae. Gene Ontology annotation, cellular component: cytoplasm.